Molecule: messenger RNA, 3198 nt
Organism: Myiozetetes cayanensis
Lineage: Eukaryota; Metazoa; Chordata; Aves; Passeriformes; Tyrannidae
Gene: POU3F2
Product: POU class 3 homeobox 2
Biological process (GO): regulation of transcription by RNA polymerase II; brain development
Cellular component (GO): nucleus
Molecular function (GO): RNA polymerase II cis-regulatory region sequence-specific DNA binding; DNA-binding transcription factor activity, RNA polymerase II-specific
Source: RefSeq, a predicted model, not a curated record
AGUAGCUGUCAAAUGCGCGGCGCCUUUAACCGGCGCGAUCAGUGCGGCUCGGCGAGUCAUGGCGACCGCAGCCUCCAACCACUACAGCCUGCUCGCCUCCGGCUCCCCCAUGGUGCACGCCGAGCCGCCCGGCGGCAUGCAGCCCGGCGGCGGCUACCGCGACGCCGGCGCCCUGGUGCAGGCGGACUACGCGCUGCAGAGCAACGGGCACCCGCUGAGCCACGCUCACCAGUGGAUCGCGGCGCUGUCCCACGGCGGCCCCGGCGGUGGCGGCGGCGGCGGCGGCGGGGGCGGCGGCGGCGGCGGCGGCGGAGAGGCGCCCUGGUCGGCGGGCGCGCUGGGCCAGCCCGACAUCAAGCCGGCGGUGGUGCAGGCGGGCGGGCGCGGCGACGAGCCGCCGCCGCCGCAGCACCCGCCGCCGGGGCGGGCGCCGCACCUGGUGCACCACGGCGGCGGCGGCGGAGGGCACCACGCGGCGGCGGCGGCGGCGGCGGCGGCGGCGGCGUGGCGGGCGGGCGGCGCGGCGCACCUGCCGCCCGGCAUGGCCGCGGCCAACGGCGCGCAGGCGGGGCUGCUCUACUCGCAGCCGCCCGGCUUCACCGUCAACGGGAUGCUCGGCGCCGGGCAGCCCGGGCUGCACCACCACGGCCUGCGCGACGCCCACGAGGAGCCGCCGCCGGGGCCGCCGCACCACGGCCCCGAGCACCCGCCGCCGCCCCACGGCCCCCAUCCCGGGGCGGCCGGGCCGGCGCCGUCCGCCGCCGCCGCCGCGCCCCCCGGGCCGCCGCCACACCACGACCCGCACUCGGACGAGGACACGCCGACCUCCGACGACCUGGAGCAGUUCGCCAAGCAGUUCAAGCAGCGGCGCAUCAAACUGGGAUUUACCCAAGCGGACGUGGGGCUGGCGCUGGGCACCCUCUACGGCAACGUCUUCUCGCAGACCACCAUCUGCCGCUUCGAGGCCCUGCAGCUCAGCUUCAAGAACAUGUGCAAGCUGAAGCCUUUGUUGAACAAGUGGUUGGAGGAAGCGGACUCCUCCUCGGGCAGCCCCACCAGCAUAGACAAGAUCGCGGCGCAGGGCCGCAAGCGGAAAAAGCGCACCUCCAUCGAGGUGAGCGUCAAGGGCGCGCUGGAGAGCCACUUCCUCAAGUGCCCCAAGCCCUCCGCCCAGGAGAUCACCUCGCUCGCGGACAGCCUACAGCUGGAGAAGGAGGUGGUGAGAGUGUGGUUUUGUAACAGGAGACAGAAAGAGAAGCGCAUGACUCCCCCGGGAGGGACGCUGCCGGGCGCCGAGGACGUGUACGGGGCCAGCAGGGACACACCGCCGCACCACGGGGUGCAGACCCCCGUGCAGUGAACUCGCGGCGGGGGCGCCCGGCCCCUCCUCCUCCUCCUCCUCCUCCUCCUCUUCUCCUCCUCCUCCUCUCCUUCCCCCAACUUUUGAUUGUCCUCCUUUUUUUUGUUUGUUUGUUUUUCUUUUUUUAAUUAUUUUAUUUUCUCCUAUCUUUAAAAAAGACAAAAAAUCAAAAAAAAAACCCAAACAAAUAACGCGAAAAAAGAGAAAAGAAAACAAAAAGCGAGCGAGCGAGAGGGCGAGCGCCAAUCACAGUGGACAGACAGACAGACAGACAGACAAAGCACCUGCACCACACUGUCCCCUUAGACGGUAGCAGGUGCGAUGCUGUAUUUUGACCUUUCCAGACGAGUGCCCGUGCACCGGAGUGGAGUGAGUACCGCGCACGGGCAGGCAGGCGGGCACCGGCAGGGCAGCGGCAGGUACAGGCAGGGCAGGGGCAGGCACCGGCAGGGCAGGCGCAAGGCGAAGCGGUUCGCACAAAACUCUCGCUUGCUGGCAAAAACAUACGGCGCUGCCCUACCGGGGAGGGGCGAAGGGGAAGGGGGUAUGCAGCCACCUCGGGUCCCCUCUGCAGCCCCCUUCCGCCACACAAAGGCAGACUGCAUUGUGGAAUGUCGCUCGGUGUUGGCACAUGCUGCUGUGUUUAUUUUCUGUGGAUCCCCUAUAUGAAUAUAUGGGAAAAAAAAAAAAAAAGGAAGAGAACUGAAAAGCUAUCCCUUUUGAUGUAGACAGUAUUUAACCUUACCAAUUUGCACUGCAAGAAAAUCGAAGUUUACAUAAACAAACUCUUUAUUUUUUCUUUUUUUCCCCUUCCUUUCCGACCUUAAUUUUGCAAAUGACUUGCAUUUUCCACGGUGAGCGUUAGUCAACCAGUGACCAAUCUACGAUAUGUUAAUGUGUUUUAGCCUUUGCUUUAUGUGUAUAUGUGAACUUUUGUUAUAAACAAGUCUUCUUAAAUACGUGUAACGCUUAUUUUCUCCUUUUACUGAAGCAAAAAGAAUUAGUGUAUGUGUAUGUAUGUAUGCAUAUGCAUGUGUGCGUAGACUUACAUAUAUACACAUACAUAUAAUUUCUAUAUAUACACAUAUAUUUGCACCUCAGCUUCUGUUCUCCAGAGACGUGACUCUCGUAAUUGCUUAAUAUAUGCCUUCAAUGGCAAGAGUAGAGUUUGGAGAAGGGAGAAUAAAUGCAAAUCAACAAAGUAAACUUCAUUUUCAGGCAGUGUGUCCAGGGGCCGAGGCGCAGCCAGAAGGGAGUAAAAAAAAUAUGUGCAAUCCUUCCAGAUUGUGCCAGUGUGGAUGAUCAAGGCCCGGUGUGGGGAAGGUGGAGAGGGAACUACAUGUUUCCAGGGUUUUCCCGGAGAAAGUAGCACUUCCUUGAGAGGGAAAGGGGAUUAUUUCUUUUCCCCAUCACCACCCCCUCAGCGCCCUUUCCUUCCCCUCCUCCCCCCGCAGCUCCCUUGCGUGCGUGCCUUUGGCAUCCCCAGUCUCACAGCCCGGGCAACCUGGGCUUAUAUCAGCCUACAAACUUUCUUUCAUUGAGCAGUUUCGCAUUAAGACAGAGCCAGGGAGAACCUGAGGAGCUGCUGGGCCUGAGGUGGGGGUCGGGUGCUUACAACUGCCUGUAAACACACGCUGCCCCCUCCUCUCCGCAGAGACCGUGUGCAUUUCUUUCCCACUUUUAAUUUUCGUAUUUAUUUUAUUUUAUUUUCUAUUUGUAUCCAGCCCCUCUCCCUCCCCAUCCUCCCCUUGUCCUUUGGUCAGAUUGUGGUAUAAUUUAUUGAAGGAAAGGACCAGUUAUAACUUGGGCAGCCUUGUGUCUUUCACUGGGGAAUGAAA